This is a messenger RNA of Heterobilharzia americana, 917 nucleotides long. NCBI's taxonomy places the organism in Eukaryota, Metazoa, Platyhelminthes, Trematoda, Strigeidida, Schistosomatidae. The record is from the annotation of a GenBank genome assembly.
ACAGUUUCUUCAUUAUUUUUCUACAAUGUAUCAUGUAUCUUCGUAUUACUUUCAUCAAAUGAAUGUUUGAGAUAUUCAAUUUUGUUGAAAAUAUAUCACCGUACUUGGAAUAAUUGAUUUCAGAAGAUGUAUGAAUAUCUCUAGCAGGCGAAUGGAUGCGCUUUACCCAAAUUUUUACUCACUAACUUCAGUAUCUGCUGAACCAUUAGAUCCUCGUGUACGCCGUCGUUCACUUGUAUGGGGUGUUAAUGCUACUCCCAUUUCUACUCAAACACCAAUAAAUACUACUACUACUACUACUAACAUUAACGAUGGAAAUGAUGAAAACACAAAGGCUAGGAAAAAACUGGAUGAUAAUAUUACUAUCAUACCAUCAUAUAUAAUGAAUUACUCUCAGCAUACUCCAGCAAAAUCGAAAGGAUUGAUGAUUCGUCGACGUAGUGCCAGCCAUAAUCCAAAUAAUCGUAACCAAUUAUUACAUUCGACAAACUCUGCCAACAUUUAUAAUAAUAAUAAUCAGCAGUCGACCACAAAUACAAAUUUUAUUGAUAUCUCAGCAAGUAAUAUGAUACCAGCGAAUUGUAAUAACAAUGUUAACAAUUCACCAUGCUCAUCGAAUUCAACAACACCACCACAACCUCCUCCACCUCCUCCAUUUGCUGAUAAAGAUGGAAAAAAAAUGAAGACACGAGACAAAGAUGAAGGGGAUAUCAUGGACUAUAUUAGUCUACAAGCCUCAAGGUCACUGUUGCCUAUAUCGUCAUUAUCACAAACGCCAGUAUUGCCCACGACCAGCAUAAGAAUGUGUCUAACAGGAGCUUAAGAGACGGAAUUACUACCUCACUUUCAGGACAGCCAAUACUGCCAACAACUUACAGUACCUUAUCACCUCCUGGGUGUCGGAAAAUAUAUCAACA